GCAACACGUUUACUCCAUUCUGAUUGGCUGUCUCCACGCUGCUGCUGAUGUGGUGCUCCGAAGUUAGCAAACCUGGUUAGCCGAUUCAGACAGAUUCUUUGGUAUAAUAGUAACUUUGCUUUGUUAGAAUAAUGCCUUACUAUCAGACUUGGGAAGAGUUCGCCCGUGCAGCAGAAAAACUAUAUCUGACAGAUCCCAUGAAGGUCAGAGUGGUUCUGAAGUACAGACACUGCGACGGCAACCUCUGCAUUAAAGUAACCGACAAUGCCGUGUGUUUACAGUACAAGACAGACCAGGCCCAGGACGUGAAGAAGAUCGAGAAGCUCCAUGGAAAACUGAUGAGACUCAUGGUGUCCAAGGAGACGCACAGCGGUGCCAUGGAGACGGACUAAAAUGCACUAGAGGCCCUGACCUUCUAGAGCACCUGGACUGAGUUCAGUGGACACAGUGGUUGUUGAGAGCACAGUUCCAUCCAAGUGCGAUGUGGAGUCUGAGAGAUGGGUGGUUGUAAAGAGGGAAUGUGGUGAGAGGGAUCUGGCUGCCUACACUCAUUUAAUACUGUCAGAGAUGUGAGCUGCAUACUGUAUAUAUUUUAUUCUCAGGAUUUUGUUUUUUAUGAUACUUUCGUAGUCAUUAAAAAUCCCAUUAUUCAGCUUUUCCUUGUCAGGCAUUUUGAUCACAUCCCUGAUUGUAUUAAUAUAAAGUAAGGCUGCUGGUAAAGGUUAGGACAUGUAGAGAUGGGAAAAUGAGAGGGGGUGGGGGGACUGUGGGACAAAAUGUACAAAAAGUACAAAUCCUCUGCUGCGGUGUUAGCAGCUUGGACAACUUGAUUUCUUUAGAGGAGCUUGCAUUUUUUUUUUUUUUUUUCAGUUUUAAAGGAGGGCAAGGAAGACGUUGCAUGUUUUUUCUAUUUACAUCUAUGUUGGAAUCAAUUUCAGCACAGCAACUGGUGUCAUUUUGUUUGUCCUCAUGGACUUGUGCCACAUGAAUGAAGCAGGACCUUCUGAUUCCCUAACGAUGGUGUGGAGAAACCCACGAUUUCUACGGAGAAACUCCCACACCUCCAAAUGCCAUUUUGUCUGAGAAUAACUGCGUGAUGUUCAAUAAAUGUUGAUUUACCA
Molecule: messenger RNA, 1121 nt
Organism: Siniperca chuatsi (mandarin fish)
Lineage: Eukaryota; Metazoa; Chordata; Actinopteri; Centrarchiformes; Sinipercidae
Gene: srp9
Product: signal recognition particle 9
Exons: 3
Coding region: 132-392 (86 amino acids)
Biological process (GO): negative regulation of translational elongation; SRP-dependent cotranslational protein targeting to membrane
Cellular component (GO): signal recognition particle, endoplasmic reticulum targeting
Molecular function (GO): 7S RNA binding
Source: RefSeq, a predicted model, not a curated record